GCGAAACCGCUAAAACAUCUCCCUCCCUCUCUUCCCCCGCUCUCUCAAGGAGCUGAGAGUGAGAGAGAGAGAGAGAGAGAGGGCUGAAAUCCGAGAGCUGCUGACUAUGGAAAUCUUCAUCGCCGUUGCUGUCAGUAAUCAGUGAUCAAUCAACCUCUGAACGGCGGAGGGACUUCCAUAAGGGACCCACAGAUGAGGGGGACAAAGCUCACCCUUCCAACAAGAGUAGCUACUGUACUACCAUAGCGGAUCUCUUCUUACAGGCGUCAGAACGAGGAACGCAGGAACGAAAGUCGUCAAAGAGACCGGCAGGUGAUCCACAAGAAGAAGAAGAAGAGAGCGUCCACGUGUCGCUCUCUGAUCACUCGCCGGGUUUUGUUCGAGAUAUGGAAGCUUGGUCUGUCGCUGUCGAAAUGCCGAUGGCGCGGUUUUCCUCCCGCCAUCUUGCUGGAUGCCUUCGACGCGAAUGUCAGUCGGUGAGAUGUCGACCGUUGGAUCUUCCUACGCGUACGAAUCGAGCUGGAGUUAUAUCUGAAGCCAUUGCUAUAUUACGACAUAGUAAUUACUCGUUAAGCUCCCGUUCAAGAUUUGAAUCUGUGACCUUGAACAGCAUCCCUUCCUCCUCCUCCUCUUCCUCUUCCUCUUCCCCUUCCUCUUCCUCUUCCUCUUCCUCCUCUUUCUUCUCCUCCUCUUCUCCCUCCUCCUCUAGUUCCUUCUCCUCCGUGCCGAUUGGUUAUCCAUCCCGAUCCCGUCUGAAUUGGCAAGACGCGACCUCAGGAUCGUGUGUGAAGAGAGGUAACGGGUCGGCGGUGGGAUGUAGAAGGAGAGUUGAAGGCAGGAGGCUUGUUCCUGCUGCCACGUGUCGUCGUGAGGGAAGACCGUAUCUUUCCCAUCAGUGGCAUUUUGGUCGCUGGUCGGGAUCGGUAUGGGGAGAGGGGGGGAGGAAGGAGGUUGGGUGGUGGCCAGGGGAAGAGGGCGACCGCUGGGUGCGGGCGCAUGCGGAGCUAUCUGCUACGUCUAUGGCGCGGGUGCAGGAUACGAGGAAGAAGAAGAGCCGGAAGAAGAUGGAUAUGGGGAUGGAGAUGGAGAUGGGGAUGAUGGGCAGAAGGGCAGGCGUUCGAGGACAAGAGAGGGAGUUGUCUCUCUCGGCCGUGCUGCGCCCUCCUAAGAAUGUGAUGAGAAUGACGAUGGUGAACACCGGGCCAUCUCCGCCUAUGUCGCCGGCGGCGGCGGCGGCGGCUAUGUCUGUUUCCUCCACCAACUCUUCCUCCUGGUCUUCUUCGUCGUCGUCGUCGGGGGUGACAAUGAUGCCUGGUCAGUCUAUUAUUGUUAAAUCCAAUAACGCCGCCGCCGCUGCUGCCACGUGUCGAAUACUGGUGCCUCUUCGUGGGCGGUCGGGUUUUCCCGCCAUAAUGAUGAGGACUUUCGGCGGGGUUUGUGCGGACCUCCUGCUCGGUGGUGGAGGCGGGUUCGGCGCAGCGUCGGGAUCGCGAUCGCCGCGGGGUGUACGCUUCUUCGCCCAAGCGGAGGCCUCUAGUCGCCCGGCGGCUGUAGAGGUUGUUGAUGAAGUGAAUCACGAGACCUCCCCUCCUCCUCCUCCUCCUUCAGAAUCAGGACCAGAAUCAGGACCAGAAGUAGAAGCAGAAGCAGCAGGUGCUCCGGCGAGGGUGAAUGGAGGGAGUUCCAGUGGUACAACUUCAACGCCUUCUUCGUUGCCUUCGCCGCCGACAACCGUGCGAUCGAGAGGGGGGGGGGAUUACGAUGCCUCCCAGAUCCAGGUUCUUGAGGGGUUGGAUCCUGUUCGGCGCAGGCCUGGAAUGUACAUUGGCAGCACUGGACCUCGCGGUCUUCAUCACUUGGUCUACGAGGUCUUAGAUAACGCCAUCGAUGAGGCUCAAGCAGGUUAUGCCACAUGUGUCGAUGUGGUGUUGCGCGGCGGCGGCGGCGGCGCUGCUGACGGUGGAUCCGUCUGCAUCACAGACAACGGGCGCGGGAUCCCGACAGAUAUUCAUCCUGUGACGAAGAAGUCGGCCAUCGAGACUGUCCUGACGGUGCUUCAUGCUGGCGGGAAAUUUGGUGGGGAGAGCAGUGGGUAUCGCGUCUCCGGGGGGCUGCACGGGGUCGGGCUCUCCGUUGUGAACGCGUUGUCGGAGAAGCUAAAGGUGACAGUUUGGAGGGACGGGAUGGAGUUCGUCCAGACGUAUGAGAGAGGGACCCCGACUUCCGAAGUGAUCAGCACCCCUCUUUCGGGAGAUGAUGAGGAUGAGAAAGGGAUCCCGGCGGCGUCGUCUCGCACAGGCACGAGGAUAGAGUUCACCCCAGAUCGGCAAGUGUUUGUGACGUCAACGAAAAUAGAUUACGGCACGAUCGCGAGUCGGCUUCGCGAGCUCGCGUUCCUCAACAAGGACGUGACGAUAAAUCUUAUUGCCGAAGAGGAAGAGGAGGAGGUGGAGGUGGUAAAGGGGGAGGAGGAGGAGGAGGAGAGGCUAGAGGAGGAGAAAGCACAAGAAGUAGAAGAAGAAGAAGCGAUCCGCCGCCGCAGCAGCAGCAGAGGGGGGAUCGAAGAAGAAGAAGAAGAAGAAGAGAUGGUGAGGGACAAGGAGAAGGAGAAGUCGAGGAGGAGGAGGAAGAGGAGAGAGAGUACGUUUCACUUUGCUGGAGGCCUGAAGGAGUACGUCGACUGGCUUAAUUCGGACAAGGACAAAAUCCACGACACUAUAUCUUUUUCCAGAGAGCAAGAUGGCGUACUGGUUGAUGUGGCAGUACAAUGGUGUCGAAAUUCGUUUACCGACACGUUGCUUGGCUAUGCCAACAGCAUCCGAACGACAGACGGGGGGACGCACCUAGACGGAUUGAAAGUGGCCCUCACGAGAGCUGUCAAUUCGCUCGGCAGGAAGGCCAAGAUCCUCAAGGAGAAGGACGAGAACCUUGCUGGCGACCAUAUCCGAGAAGGUCUGACUGCUGUCGUCUCGGUCAAAGUACCUAAUCCGGAAUUCGAAGGUCAAACCAAGACCAGGCUCGGCAAUCCCGAGGUAAGAAAGGUGGUAGACGUGGUGGUCCUAGAUUGCAUUCAGGAGUACUUAGAGAGUCAUCCAUCUGAGCUGGAAGCGAUUCUGAACAAAGCGAUUCAAGCGUUCAAGGCGGCGGAAGCCGCGAAAAAAGCGCGGGAACUAGUCCGACGAAAGAACGUGCUGAAAUCCUCGACUCUUCCCGGCAAAUUGUCAGAUUGCACGUGUAGCGACCGAAGAUUCUCGGAGAUUUUCAUCGUGGAGGGGGAUUCCGCUGGGGGCAGCGCCAAGCAAGGGAGAGAUAGGUGGUUCCAGGCUGUGCUCCCGCUGCGCGGCAAAAUCCUCAACGUGGAGAAGAAGGAUGAUGCUGCCAUCUACAAGAACGAGGAGAUUCAAAACCUCAUCAUUGCUCUAGGAUUGGGGAUAAAAGGAGAGGAAUACGAUCUUUCCAAUUUAAGAUACGAUAAGGUAAUUAUCCUGACAGAUGCGGACGUGGACGGAUCGCACAUUCGCACCCUCCUCCUCACUUUCCUAUUUAGGUAUCAGAGGUCGUUGUUCGAGAAUGGCCAUGUGUAUGUGGGUGUGCCGCCGCUGUACAAGGUGGACAGAGGGAGGUCCGUCUUCUACUGCUAUGAUGAGGAGGAACUUAGGAAAUUGACAAGCAAGACAUUUCCGGAGAAUGCGUCGUAUUCCAUCCAACGAUUCAAGGGAUUGGGAGAGAUGAUGCCUGAUCAGUUAUGGGAAACGACCAUGGACCCAAAGAGACGGAUGCUGAAGCUGUUAACCAUCGAAGAUGCGGUGGAGGCGAGCAGGACGUUCACCAUACUCAUGGGGGACAAGGUAGGCCCCAGGAAGGAGAUGAUCCAGACCUUCGGAUCUGCGAUGCAGCUAGACAAGCUCGAUGUCUGACAGCCUGUCACGCCGUUCUCUCUCUCUCUCUCUCUCUCUCUCUCUCUCUCUCUCUCUCUCUCUCUCUCUCUCUCUCUCUCUCUCUCUCUCUCUCGUGAGACUCCCAGGCAGCAGAAACAAUUGAGAGUCUUAAGGAUCUGACAUGCAUGUAUACGAGCUCAACUUCUGACAACAGAUUCCACCAGUUUCCUCUCUGUGUGCGUGUCUGUCUGUCUCGUUGUCUGUCUGUCUCCUUCCCUCUCCCUCUGCCUCUCCCUCUCCAUCUCUCCAUCUCUCCAUCUCUCCAUCUCCCUCUCUCCCUCUGCCUCCCUCUCCCCUUCCCCCUCCCUCUCCCCCUCUCUUUCUCCUGGUCCCUCUCUCUCCCUCUCCCUCUGUCUCUCCCUCUCUCCCUCUCUCCGCCCUUUCCGUCUCUCUCCCUCUCGCCUCCUCUGCCUCUCCUUCUCUCCAUCUGUUUCGGUCUCUCCGUUUCUCCCUCUCUGCUUUCCUCUCUGCCUCUCUCUCUCCCUCCCUCUCUGCCUCUCUCUCUGCCUCUCUCUCUGCCUCUAUCUGCUUCUAUCUGCUUCUCUCUGCCUCACUACCUCUCUCCCCCCUCGCCCCUUCUGUCGCUGGAGGUGGCCUACAGCAGAGCUCCGGUUCCAAUGUGCAGCCAGGCAAGUUGGACGUCUGAGAAACGCUUCUAACAAUCGCGCUCUGUUUCUUGCUCUCGAUUUGCGGAUCUCUUUUGGUCGAAGGAAGGAGGGAAUCUUUUUGGGGCUCUCUUUCUGUUCUCCCUGUCAAGCAGAUGCUAAUGGGCAUCUCAUCAGAAAUGUGACUGAGCAUCUCCGGCGUCUGAAGCUCAGUCUUUUUGGCUUUCUCUCUUUCGACCUCAUGGUCAUUUGAUCAUGUGUCGUUUCUCACUUUUUCAAAUCGUUGCCACAGGUUUGACCUCUCUCUCUCUCUCUCUCUCUCUCUCUCUCUCUCUCUCUCUCUCUCUCUCUCUCUCUCUCUCUCUGUGCGUCUCUCUCCCUCGCCUGCAGCUGGAGUGUUGAAAGUUGGGAUGGAAUUUUCAUUCCUUCAGGUUUGUGAAUGCCGUGUAUUUGUAGUUGUUGAAGUAAAAGGUUUGUCUAUGAACAAUUCUCGAGCUCUCACUACCUUUUACUGACUUCCCACGUAGCUUUUUUUUUUCUUUUUCUUUCUAAAGUAGCUUUUUCUCGUUGUGCGCGUUCUCUUUCUGAAUCAAGCUGGGUUUAUUAU
Molecule: messenger RNA, 5150 nt
Organism: Chara braunii
Lineage: Eukaryota; Viridiplantae; Streptophyta; Charophyceae; Charales; Characeae
Source: the annotation of a GenBank genome assembly